Messenger RNA from Prorocentrum cordatum, 1482 nucleotides. Lineage: Eukaryota; Dinophyceae; Prorocentrales; Prorocentraceae. The record is from the annotation of a GenBank genome assembly.
GAGGACGAAGACGGCGACACCCCGCUUGGGGCCGUCAUGGCCAUCGCCUCGGACGGCGUCCAGGGGGAUCCCGAGAAGGAGGUCGACGAGGACACGGCCAAGGCGCAGCUUGCCCAGCUCGCGGCCGUGCGUGCGCUGGUGUCCUGUCCGCAGCUGCCGCUGCCGCCCGAGAAGGUCUGGGAGCUCACCUCCUGGCUUAGGUCGACGUUCCCCUCCCGGCUCCACGGCGAGUUCCUCGCGGACCUGCGCGCCAGGGUAGGGAACAAGGAGGUUGACAAGGCCUGGUGCUCCGAGAUGAUGAUGCAGUAUUUGGAGGACACCGCGUACGACAACAAGGAGGGCGUCUCGGCGGCCAAGGUCCGCGACUUCCUCGAUGGAGGAGCCCGGCCCGGCCACAAGACCAACAGCGCGACCGCCUUGCUCCUGGUAGUGCUGAACCCGUACUCGACGCUCGCGGAGCUCACAGAGGUCUUCAGACUCAUGCUGUCCGUGGACCCUGCGGUGGCCACGGAGCGGGACAACUUCAAGCUGAGCGCGCUCCAGUGGGCCGCAGACUACAGGAGCGUGUCCUCCCAGCACGGCCUGCGGCAGCCGAACCCGGCGACGUUCCUCGCGCUGCUGCCGGUGUUGGUGUCCCUGCUGCCCCCCGAGCUCGACGCCGGCGAGACGUGCUACAAGACGUCGCCCGACGGCUUCUGCACGGCGUCUCCAACGGGCAGGGCCGCCUUCCACCCGCGCUUCAUGGAGGGGGACCGUGUCGACGUCCGGGUCGACGCGCCCGGCGAGGGCUGCGUCUGGGAGGAGGGAGUGGUCAUCGGGCUCUGGUACAGGGAGAGCUGCUGGCCAGCGGAGCACCCCGGCGCGCCCUACCAGGUGCGGCUGGACAUCGGCACGCAGGUCUUCGCGCUGGUGGACCACGACAGAAUUAUCAGCACGAGAGGGCGACCGAGGCGCCGCCGCGCCGACGGCGAGGCCCGCCAGAGGCACCGCUGCGCCGAAGGCGAAGGCCGCGGCGAAGGGCCCCAAGCGCUUCCAGAAGCGCCAGCGCGAGGACGGCGCCUGGGAACUGCUGGACACCGUCUCCGGCAAGGCUCGGCCAAGCUCCCCGCCAGAUUCCGACGAGGACUGAUUGCGGGCAGCGGACGCCGCGAGCGCCCCGCCUCGCGGACGACGAGCUCCCCGCGGUGGGCGCACCCCGUCGGCGGAGAUGUUCGCCGCCCACGACCCGCCCCCCCCCCCCCCUCUCAAUGAGUGCAGGCAUGCUUGCUGGAGUCUACCGGAGACGGCCUCCAAUUGCGGGCCAGCCGACGUGGCGGGCUCGCUGGAGCCAGUUUUUUUUUCCGUUCUGGGCGAUAGCGGGUCGGACGUGUCCCCUGACGCCCCAGUUCGGCCGCGCGAGACGGCGUCCGCGGUCUCGUUGCUUUUCCUGUACGCAGAAGUACAAGUUAGAGACGCAGGCAGGGACGGCACGCGCUGGUCAAC